Molecule: messenger RNA, 474 nt
Organism: Mycena indigotica
Lineage: Eukaryota; Fungi; Basidiomycota; Agaricomycetes; Agaricales; Mycenaceae
Exons: 3
Coding region: 1-474 (157 amino acids)
Source: RefSeq, a predicted model, not a curated record
AUGGCCGCAAAUAUUCAAGUCAUGCAAGACAUUCUUUUGCGAACUCAAGGGCAAUUUGGCACUGUUGGGACCGCAACUUUGAUUGGUCGGCGACCAGCUCAUGGCCCUCAUUUGUCGGAAAUCUGUGUCGUCAAAUUGGAUAGAGACUCGGAGCUGAGCGUUGCCAGAGGAUUUGAGCUUUGGAUUUGCUUGGUGCCGGCAAACCGAAUUCAGAAGGCCAGGAGGGAGCUAUGGCUCGUUUUACACCGUGCUAAGCAAAGAGGUUGGACAUUUGUCGGCAGCAAAAGUCGUCGGCAGUUUGUCGAUUCACGCAAUCCCGGCGGUAUUUCUGGCCUUCAAGAGCAUGAAUUCAAGCAACCUCCAGCUGUUCUUGGAUUAAGCUUCGUGACAAAGCAUCACGCGACUGUCACGCGACUUGUUACGCAAAUUGCCGAAGAUGGUACUGGUGGCUUCAGGAUUGGGGAGACUGGCUAG